Molecule: messenger RNA, 1347 nt
Organism: Linnemannia hyalina
Lineage: Eukaryota; Fungi; Mortierellomycota; Mortierellomycetes; Mortierellales; Mortierellaceae
Source: the annotation of a GenBank genome assembly
AUGUCGGACGGGUCAAACUCUAGCAACAGCACUAUCGAGGACACCAACAUGGCCAGCCCAAUGCAGACAGCAAGCGGCACCUCAACCCCAGCCAUCCACUCCAACUCCGAUGCAGACACCAAUAUGACACCCGCUGUCCCCAUGGAUCAAGAUACUCCUACGCCGCAGCAGAGCCAGAGCCAAGGCCCUUCCUCGGCCGUCGCCUCACCUGUUCUGCCUCCCAUAGAACAACAACAACAGCCACAACAACAACAGCCUUCUACACCCCAGCAGGAGCAGCAGCAGCAACAAAAACCACAGGAGGCUGCUGCCACACCUGCGCCCUCGGCACCGUCAACCCCUGCUGUUCCAUCUGCCCCUUCAGCUUCUGUUACACCCAUUGUCCCUGCCACUGAACAGUUCUCGGCAGCAAGUCCAAUGACCGGCAUUAUCUCCACGUCCUCACCAGCCCUUUCAGCAGCUGCCUCGCCUGUUCCUGCAUCUGCAACAGUGGCCACUACCAUUCCAGUUACUAUUACACCCAUCACAGCCCCUCCCUCAGCAUCAGCGGCACCAGCAUUGACACCUGCUCCAGCACAGCAACAGCCUUCACCAUCACCCAUCAUCCCAGGAUUGACCCCUGCCUUGCCCACAUCUACACCCGUCGUCGUCGCACCCACACCCGCCGCUGUGCCUACGUCCACACUUACUCCAGCAGCAGCACCCACAUCACAGCAGGAAGAACUUCAGAGACAACAACAACAUCAGGCGCAACUCUUGCUUCUCCAGAAACAAGCUCAACAAGCCCAUAUCGCUCAACUUCAACGUGCUCAAGAAACUCAGGCUGCUGCCACUGCCAACGCCAGCGCAGCUGCUACUGCUAAUUCCAAUGCUAAUGCUGCUAUUUCUCCAGCAGCAACGGCAGUGACACCAGCAGCAGCAGCAGUGACUGCGAACCCGGCGACGGCAAAUCUGGGAUUUGUAGCUCAGCGCAGCCAGGCAGUUGGAGCAGCAUUACAAUCUCGCAAGGAGGAGGAGCUCAACCGCAAGGACCGGACCUUAGCAGAGUUCUUGCCCAUGAUGGAGACAUACAACCCCAUCAUCCCGGAUGCAGUGACUGACUACUACCUGAGCAGGACAGGAUUCGACUGCGACGAUGUCAGAAUUAAGAGAUUGUUGGCACUGGCAGCGCAAAAGUUUGUCUCAGACAUUGCGACGGAUGCCUUCCAGUACUGCAAAGUACGACAGCAAAGUCAGAAACGACCUGCACCCGGCAAGGAGAAGAAGACGGUGUUGACGAUGGAGGAUUUGUCGGAUGCUUUGGGCGAGUACGGCAUCAACGUCAAGAAGCCAGAUUACUUUAUGUAG